Molecule: messenger RNA, 1089 nt
Organism: Fusarium venenatum
Lineage: Eukaryota; Fungi; Ascomycota; Sordariomycetes; Hypocreales; Nectriaceae
Source: RefSeq, a predicted model, not a curated record
AUGCCAAUGCAAUCAUUCAAACACACUCUCUCAAACAAUGGCACUGUCACAGGCAUCUAUUCGGUUCCUCUACUAUCCAUGUCAGCAGCUCCCCGCCCUCUUGUUGUAGGACUUCAUGGUGGAUGUUAUGACAGCCAAUAUUUCGAUGCAACACCCGACCACUCUGCUGCUUCUAUGAGUAUGGCUUUGGAUGUUCCGUUUGUAUCCAUCGAUCGACCGUCGUAUGGUGGAACUAGCUCUGUUAUUCCCAUUCCCGAGGAUUCUGAUUUCAACCAGGAAACCGGGAUCUGGCUGCACCAGUAUAUCCUACCUAAACUUUGGUUGGAAUACGGUAUUCCUAACAGUUGUAACUCCAUCGUGCUCUUGAGUCACAGCUUAGGAGUUAUGGGUGCUAUUGUGGUCGCAUCACUACAUGCGCAGGACAAAUCGCCUGCCUAUCCCUUGGGUGGUCUCAUAGCUAGCGGCAUGGGUCAAACUCAAUCUCCGUUCAUGAAGAACACUCCUCCUAGCUUCGAACCAGUGGAUGAAAACUAUGCCAGAUUCCCCAUUGAGUCCAAGGAUUCCGUCAUGUUUAAGCCGAACACCGUUGCACCAGAAAUACUUGACCAGACCGAACGCCUCGAUUCACCUGUUCCUAUAGCUGAAGCAGCUUUAUUUCCGCAGUCGUGGCUGCCCGUUUGGAAAGAGAAAUGGGCUGCGCAGGUCAUUGUGCCUGUUAUGUUCUCUCUUGUGAAUGACGAUCCUUUUUUCGUUGUCAAUAAGGAAGAAAUUGAAGACUGCGCGAAUGCAUUCGGAAGUAGCGUUCGAGUUGAUACCAGUAUUAUAAGAGGAGCGCCUCAUUGUGUGGAGUUGAGUUAUUGGUCAAAGGGCUGUGGCUGUAAUGAGUUGUGGACAACCUCGGGCAAUCCAACCCCAUUUGUGCAGAAAAGCAGGAUUUACUUCCCGGGACAUGGAGAGCGAAGGCUCACUCCAUACGAUCAUCGCCGGACUUUCACUCAAGGCACCUUCGUGAAGGCCCAGAAUGUCAUCGCAGAGGUCUCCGUCAUCCAUGUACCCUGGGGCUAUGGAGUGCAAGAUAUUAUCUCGUAG